UGUUUUAAACAGGGCUCAGGACUGUCUCUGGAGUACCAGGUGAAGAGAGGAGCAUCAGAGCGGGCUGUGACCCAGAGUAUCCUCUCAGUCAUUGGGAAAUGUGUAGACCAGUUCGGCCCUGGAUGUGUGGGCGUCCAGAACAUUCUCCAGGCUCGAUGUCCUCUUGUCCGCUUUGCUCACCAACCCUCUGGCUUUCAGUGUGAUCUCACUGCCAAUAACAGGGUGGCAAUGAAGAGUUCAGAACUGCUGUUUCUCUACGGCCAGCUGGACCCUCGUGUUCGGCAUCUGGUGUUCAGUGUGCGGUGCUGGGCUCGGGCUCAUAGCAUCACAAGCAGUAUUCCAGGAGCAUGGAUCACCAACUUCUCUUUAACGGUCAUGGUAGUGUUCUUUCUACAGCAGAGGAAUCCUCCCAUACUGCCCACACUGGACCAACUGAAGGAGCUGGCAGGACCAUCGGAUAAGUGCGUCAUUGAGGGUAAUGACUGCACUAUUGUCAGUGACCUUAGCAAGAUUACACUGCAGCAGAACACAGGCACAUUAGAGAAACUGUUGCAGGAAUUCUUUGAGUUUUAUGGCAAUUUUCCUUUCAACAAGGCAUCGAUCAAUAUCAGGAAGGGAAAGGAGCAGACCAAACCGGAAACGACAGCUUUGUAUAUCCAGAAUCCAUUUGAAACCACUCUAAACAUUAGCAAGAAUGUUAAUGCAACACAGCUAGAACGUUUCGUGGCACUUUGUCGUGAAAGUGCUUGGCUUCUCCAGCAGAAGGAAAUUCUUAACCAAAGUUCGGACUCGCCGUGGGGGUUCACCGCACUUCUCCUCCCUUCAGUCACCUCAGGAGCAGGGGUGAAAAGUCGCAGGAAGAGAAAACUGGAACCAGCUAGCUCAAGAAUAAAGAACCUGUUAGACUCUCUGAAGAUUAAAGGUGGUGAAACCGUAGCAAAGAAAGGAAGUGCAAACUCUAGUAGGUGAUAUGGUGAAUAAACUUCACUCACCCCGAAGAGCACAGGAAAAGUCUUCUGAAGAAAGAAUUUAAAUGACCAACAUGUCCAAAGAGUGGAACAAACGUGAAGUUUAUGUAUUUCUACAGUCAGAAUCUGUAAGUCUUUUAAGAAAUGU
Sinocyclocheilus anshuiensis is the source of this 1116-nucleotide messenger RNA. RefSeq names its product poly(A) RNA polymerase, mitochondrial-like. The record is from RefSeq and is a predicted model, not a curated record. The transcript has 5 exons. Gene Ontology annotation, cellular component: mitochondrion. NCBI's taxonomy places the organism in Eukaryota, Metazoa, Chordata, Actinopteri, Cypriniformes, Cyprinidae. Gene Ontology annotation, biological process: RNA 3'-end processing. Gene Ontology annotation, molecular function: poly(A) RNA polymerase activity. The annotation marks the transcript as partial.